Acanthoscelides obtectus is the source of this 3194-nucleotide messenger RNA. Lineage: Eukaryota; Metazoa; Arthropoda; Insecta; Coleoptera; Chrysomelidae. The record is from the annotation of a GenBank genome assembly.
CCUCAACUAGGUGCUGAACUUGAAAUCAAAUCGGUCAGUGUCACAUGUUGCACAAAUAAGAUAAAGCGUUAAAAGUCGCAAGAAUAAUUUGACACGCGUCACUCAUGGUCAGCAACAUGCCAAAAUAUCCGAGGCUAAAUAAACUUCCAUUACCACCCAGUUCUUCUGAGAAAUAUCAUUGCCAGAAAACAAUUUCUAGCUCCUAAAACUAAAUCUGAAGUUGUGCCACACUGUAAGCAGCAGUGAGCUGUUGUACGCAUUCGGGCGUGUGCGCCGGCACUCGGCGAAAGUCGGCCGCCGAAUUAAAAUGGAGUCUGUUUUACGAGCACACCGUUUUGUAGUCAUUCCUAGCACGCGCCAUCGGUGAGUUAUCCCGGAAAACCGUGAAAAUCCGGCGUUAUGUGAAGUAAAAGUGACGUGGAUGGGCCGUAAAAUAGAGUACGAAAUCCAGACGAAUUGAUUUUAGGAAGAAAAGAAUCCAGCAUGUCUUCAGCGGACGUGUUGAAACCAGCCGCGACAACGGCCGCCGCGGGCGCCACCUCGACGAAACACAGUGGCGGAGGUGGAGGGGGGCACAAAUCAGCCCUGAGGGCGGCCAACGCGGGUUCGAAACGCAAGAACAAGCAUGAUCGUAGCGGCAGGAAGAGGUCGAAGAGUUUCAGCGGGUGCGGAUUGUUGAUCAGUCACAAGCCGGUGUUACCUUCGAAGUUUUUGCUUGGAGGAAACAUCAAGGAUCCAUUGAAUCUGGGCAGUUUGCAAGACGAAGAAAUCAACAGAGCUAUGAACGCUGUGACGCCAAAAUCUUCUCCUGUCCCCACUCCACCUAGAAAGAAAGGACAGAUAGAGGUUAUAAUACCAAGGAACAUACAUGACCCUUUGAACCUCAUUGAUUGUGACGAUGAUGCGGAUUAUGAACAGCAGCUUUGUUCACCUGUUAAAAAGAAACGCAAUAAACGCAUGAAGAAACGUCGUACUAUAUCGGGUACGAUGGAGACGAGCGCAUGCGCGGAUUCAACGGCCGAGGCGAAAACGCCCGAAGCGUCAACGGAUUCCGCGAAAAUACCCGAUGUAGAACAGGCCACUUGUGGAGAGGAACAGCAAGAAGAAAAACAGGAGAAGCCCGAUACAGGUACUGCGGAUCAGGUACAAGCUCAGCAACCACAGCAACAGCAAAUUCAACCGAAGAAAGAGAGAGGAAAGAGGAAGUCGGAUGAGUAUGGGCCGAGUACCAGUGGCGCAGGUGGCGCCACGGGUACCAGCACGAACCCAAAUCCAGCGAAGAAAUUCAAGAACGCGAUGGACAAGAUCGUGAGUCCGGUGGUGCCGCAACCCGGCGCCUGGUUAAAGAGGGCGAAUUCGACGACAAAACGCCCUCCACACAGAGCGACAGACAACAAAAAGGACGAAACGGGACAGCUGCAGUUGCCAAAGUUCAAGGAGAAGGAUAAGCGAUACCAAUACGGCAACUAUGACAGGUACUACGGAUACCGUAAUCCAGGCAACGACCCAGAUCCCAGGCUUCGGGUACUAAUGCACAACCAGUACCUGUUCCAGAACAAGGACAUCCUUGACAUCGGCUGCAACAUAGGACACAUCACCUUGACAAUCGCCAGGGAUUUGAGGGCCAAAUCGGCUCUAGGCAUAGACAUAGAUCCAAAGCUCAUCCAAAUCGCAAAGAAGAACGUCAGGCAUUACGUGAAGAAAGAGGCUAUGAGCCCGUCUAGCAGUACCAGUACCGCUCCAAGCGGUAGUACGGCUGCUGGUGACGUCACUGCAAGUGACCACAAAACUGUGAAAGAAGUUUCCGCAACCGGUACUUCAACAUCUACAAGUGAUACUUCCGCUCAAAGCGGUAUCACGCGAAUAGGCGACGCUUCAAUCAAACAACCGCAAAUAGUCAAACAAUCUACGGAAGCAAUCACAAGCAAUGCGACCUCAAUCAGUACUUCAACGGCGAGCAAUACGUCGACAACCAAAAUACCUUCGAAAGGGACAAAACCGACUCCGAAGGGUGGCGGUACCAAAGGGUCCGCGAAAGGUACUCAAAAGAGUACCACCGACGGAGUUGGAAGUGGUGGUUGUGAGUUUUUCCCGAUUAGUAUGCCUAUAUUAUACGGCAAUGUUGACGUUCUAGGGUCGUACCAGAGGGACCGAGGUUGUACUGCUAACGCAUCGGCCACGGAACACAAGGGGAGUAAGGGAUUUCCUGAUAAUGUCACUUUCAAAGUGUGCAACUACGUCUUAGAAGACGAUUCCUUACUGGCCAAUGAACAGCCUCAGUUCGACGUGAUACUGUGCCUCAGCAUGACCAAAUGGAUUCAUCUGAAUUGGGGCGACGCGGGGAUCAAGCAGGCAUUCAGAAGGAUGUACGCUCAACUGAGGCCCGGAGGAAAGCUCAUCUUAGAGCCACAGGGUUGGGCUGGAUAUAAGAAGAGGAAAAAGCUUACGGAGACAAUCUUCAAGAACUACAACACAAUCGAAUUCUUCCCGGAAAAGUUCCGCGAGUACCUGCUAUCGCCGGCCGUUGGUUUCGCGAAGGGCGAGAUCCUGGGCAUGCCGCUUCAUCGAUCCAGAGGAUUCCGACGACCCAUCCAGGUGUUCACCAAAAGCACGAUGUUUCCCUCUGAAAGGAUCGAAGCGACGCCACUGGCGAGCGGGGGCUACGGCAGCUCGGACAGGCUGAAAACCACUGGGAAAUACGAGUCUCAGGGACAUGUGGAGUGCGUGGAACAUGUUUAUACGGAUCUCUUCGAUAACAGAUACUGCGUUUCCGCGGACGACAACGCAGAUCUGAACGACCAAAUAGCAGAAGAAUUGCGUGAAGAAUUGGAAAAACGACGAUUGAAGAACGCAGACGGCUCCAGCUGCGACAUGGACGAAGACUUCGAUAACUCCAUGCCCGCCACUGUCGAUGACAAAGACAAACUCGAAGACCGAUUGGCUGCUGAAAAGAAGGAAGACCCUGAAGAAUCGGCAAAGUCGGAUGUGCGGACGGCAACGCCGAACGAACAAAGUUUGGAAAGUGAGGUUAGGACUGUGGCGUCAGACGCAGGGGGAUCUCUUGUGAAGGAUAAUACUUGAAGCAAGAAUGAAAGGGGAUUGUACAUAUUUAUGCAUUGAUUUUUUUUUUUGAGUUUGUUACUGGCUUUUUGUAUAUAUGUACAUGCAUUAAAGUAUUAUUUUUUCUUUUUUAA